This is a messenger RNA of Numida meleagris (helmeted guineafowl), 10807 nucleotides long. RefSeq names its product SLIT and NTRK like family member 6 (gene SLITRK6). Gene Ontology annotation, cellular component: membrane. Gene Ontology annotation, molecular function: protein binding. Gene Ontology annotation, biological process: regulation of presynapse assembly; positive regulation of synapse assembly; axonogenesis. The transcript has 2 exons. Lineage: Eukaryota; Metazoa; Chordata; Aves; Galliformes; Numididae. The record is from RefSeq and is a predicted model, not a curated record. The coding region runs from base 569 to 3091 and encodes 840 amino acids.
UCUGAUGGGGAAGGGCUUAAAGGCUGAGUCAAAAGCCAAGAAGUCUCUUUAUUUACGCCUACCUCCCAGCCCUUGGCAAUCUGACUAACAACAAACUGAGCUAACAAGAAAGUCUAGAAAGUGCACAGAGAACACCGAAGCAGCUAGGAUCUAAAAAUCUGACGAACAGAGUGAUCUUGUAAAGCUGUGAUUAACAUCUUGUUUGUUUACUGCAUCCGAGUGCUCGCAAACAGUUAACUGCAUGCGGAAAAGUCAGCAUAGCUGUGAACUAUGCUGUGAAUUUUAAUUGAGGGAAAAGGAAAACUGCUUACAGGAUGGUCUAAUGUGCACUCUGUCUGGAUUUUUUUUUUUUUUUUUUUUUUCAGUUGAAGGCUUUGUACUUUGUCUUCUGAACAAGGAUUUUGACUUUAUGGAGCUGUAGUAUCACCAGAGCUUUCAGCAAAUAAACUGAGAAGCAAGUGCAUAUUUUUCACAGAGAAAAAUUAUAUUGCAUUCAAACAGCUGUUCCAACCGUGCAUUACUGAGCAUUUCAGGGAGUUUUACUGCUGUACAGAAUCUGCUGAGCAAGAUGAAGCUCUGGAUUUUUAUGGUAUGUUCAGUUCUGGUUGCAUCUGAUCCUUUCCAGUCAGAAACUUCUUUUUCUAGAGUCAGAGGAUCUUGUCAGAGUUUGUGUUCCUGUGAAGAAAAGGAUGACACUAUGAUUAUAAACUGUGAAGAAAGAGGCAUCAAGACUGUGUCAGAAAUAAAUGUCCCACCAUCACGGCCUUUCCAUCUUAAUUUGUUAAACAAUGGCCUGACAAUGCUACAUGUGAAUGAUUUUGCUGGCCUUGUUAAUGCUAUCUCUCUACAUCUUGGAUUUAAUAAUAUUGCAGAUAUUGAGCCUGGGGCUUUCAAUGGUCUCAGCCUCCUUAAGCAACUUCAUAUCAAUCACAAUUCUUUAGAAAUACUUAAAGAAGAUACAUUUGAUGGAUUGGAAAAUUUGGAAUUUCUUCAAGCAGACAACAAUUUCAUCACAGUGAUUGAAGCAAGUGCCUUUAGCAAGCUCAGUAGGCUUAAAGUGCUUAUUUUGAAUGAUAAUGCUAUUGAGUACCUUCCUCCAAACAUAUUUCGUUUUGUGCCAUUGACCCAUUUAGAUCUUCGUGGAAACCAGUUACAGACGCUACCAUAUGUUGGCUUUUUAGAACACAUUGGUAGAAUACUAGACCUUCAGUUGGAAGAUAAUAAAUGGGCUUGUAACUGUGAUUUGCUUCAGCUGAAAACAUGGCUAGAAAACAUGCCUCCCCAGUCAAUAAUAGGAGAUGUUGUAUGCAAUAGCCCUCCAGUUAUCAAAGGCAGCAUAUUGAACAGGUUGAAAAAAGAAUCACUUUGUCCCAUUCCUACUGUCAAUGAACUUGAAGAUCCUUCAGGGUCACUGCCCUUGGUUGUAACCACCUCUGUCAGUGAUAGUCACCUGUCAACUAAGGUCAUUCCUAUCCUGAAAGCUCCUACUAAAGAAACAAAUUUAAUGCUUCAUACUUCAAAGCCAACUACACAAUUUCCAGGAAUCUAUUGUCCCAUUCCCUGUCACUGCACCAGCCAUAUGCUCUCAGGAGUUCUCAUGCACUGUCAGGAGCGAAAUAUUGAAAGCUUGUCUGAUUUAGGACCUCCUCCUACAAAUCCUAAAAAGCUUAUUCUAGCUGGAAACAUUAUUCAGACACUACUUAAGUCAGAUCUCGUGGACUAUGCUAGUCUGGAAAUGCUUCAUCUGGGGAACAAUCGUAUUGAAAUCCUUGAGGAAGGAGCCUUCAUGAAUCUGACUAGACUGCAGAAACUGUAUCUCAAUGGCAAUCAUCUUACAAAGCUAAGUCAGAAUCUCUUCCUUGGCCUGCAUCACCUUGAAUAUUUGUACCUUGAAUAUAAUGCCAUCAAAGAAGUUUUACCAGGGACAUUCAAUACAAUGCCAAAACUUAAGGUCCUCUACUUAAAUAAUAACCUUUUGCAGACUUUACCACCCCAUAUCUUUUCUGGGGUUCCACUUGCCAGAUUAAAUCUGAAAACAAACCAGUUUGCUCAUUUGCCUGUGAGCAAUGUCUUGGAUGAACUGGAUAUGCUGGUACAAAUUGAACUUGAAGACAACCCCUGGGAUUGUACAUGUGAUUCAGUUGGAUUGCAAAAAUGGAUACAAAAGCUGAGUAAGAAUACAAUUAUGGGUGACAUUUUUUGUAAAUCUCCAGGACACUUAGAAAAAAAAGAACUGAAAUCCCUCAACAGUGAAGUCUUGUGUCCAGAUUUAAUGAACAGCCCUGCCCUACCAACUCAUGCCAGUUUUGUUGUUGUAACAACUUCUACUACUACUAGCAACACUGCAGACACCAUCCUGCAAUCACUUACGGAUGCUGUCCCACUUUCUGUUCUAAUACUGGGACUUCUAAUUGUGUUUAUAAUUAUUGUAUUUUGUGCAGCAGGAAUAGUUGUUCUGGUUCUGCAUCGGCGGCGAAGAUGUAAAAAGAAACAAGCCAAUGAACAAAUGAGGGAUAGUAGCCCAGUUCACCUUCAGUACAGCAUGUAUGGGCAUAAGACAACACACCACACAACAGAGCGUCCAGCUGCAGCUCUCUAUGAGCAACGUAUGGUUACUCCCAUGGUUCAGGUCUAUCACAGCCCAUCCUUCAGCCCAAAGCAUACUGAACAACAAGAAGAGGGAUGUGAGAAAGCAGCUAAUGAUUCCAAACAUCUCCGCAGAAGUCUCCUGGAAAGAGAGAAUAGUUCACCACUUACUGGUUCAAAUGUCAAAUAUACGGCUACAGAUCAAUCUGCAGAAUUUCUGUCUUUUCAAGAUGCCAGCUGCUUGUAUAGAAACAUUCUUGAAAAAGAGAGAGAACUGCAGCAACUUGGAAUCACAGAGUACUUAAGAAAAAAUAUUGUCCAACUCCAGCCUGAAAUGGAAGUACAUUAUCCUGGAACACAUGAGGAACUAAAGCUAAUGGAGACACUAAUGUACUCCAGACCAAGAAAGGUUUUUCUAGAACAAACUAAGAAUGAGUAUUUUGAACUCAAAGCUAAUUUACAUGCUGAGCCUGACUACCUGGAAGUCCUGGAGCAGCAAACAUGAAGUGAUAACACACUGGGCUAGGGCCAUAUUUCUGUAAUUCCAUUUAAAGUUGGAACUGUUGAAAAUAAAAGUGCCUUGUAAUGACAUGUCAACAGUCAAGCACAGCAGCAAUCCUAGCAAAAAAAAAAACCUCAGGGAUCACUGUGGGAAGCCAUGGGGUUGUGUGUAGACAAUAUGCCUCACCUCAAGUUAAACAUGAGAUGUAUGACUGAACUGUGAGAGGAAGAUUGCUAAUUGCAAUAUUCCUCAGCAUUUUUUUAAAGGUGUGUAUGGCACUCCCUUUUGUGUACCUAACCUAUGAAAAAAUGUUUGUUACCUGUACUCUGGUUUUCCCCUAGUUGAAUUAGAUUCCUUAAAACAAACACAAAAAGAAAAAUAAACAAGCCCUCACACCCGUGUUUGUAGUUAAAAGCUUAGUGUGUAUUGAUUAAGUAUUAGUAUGAGCACUGCGUACAUGACUAUUGUCUACAACCACACGUAACGUACUCUUAUAAUAAAUAUGAAAGGAUUUAAAAUGUUGUCAUGCUAAAUGUCAGUUAAAAACAAAAAAGAAAGAUUUUUGUGUAUCCACCUAUUGACCCAGAGCCUGCAUACAUUUAAUAUUUUAUAUGGAACUUCAAUCAUAUGAAUUCUUUAUCAGUAUGAGGAUGGAAAAAUAUUUAUGUUUACCCAACAUCUUACAACAAGAAGAAAAAUAGCAAGCCUUUUGAUACUUUCCCUAUCUGAUAGCUUUACUUAAGCUUGGACAAUCUUUUCUUAAGCUGCUGCUAUAAAAUAUUGUGCAUCACUGGUGUUUUAACUCAUAAUCAUGGGCAAUUGGAAAAGCUACUGAGAUUCAGCUGUAAAUAUAUUGCUGUAUUUAAUAAGUUCGAUUUUUAUAUAUCUAUCUAUAAAAAUAAUUUCUGUGCUCGCUUUAAAUAUCCUUGGAGGAAAUUAGUUUCUGUGACUAAGAACUUCCAGGUGCAAAAGCAGGUCCUUUCCCUCCCUACCCAAAAGCAACUUCCAAACAGAAUAGCUGCAACAAAAUAUGUGUGAGGAACAGUAAUAGUAUUUAGCUGUUGUUUGUACAAAAAUAUGUUAUAUUUUGCAGUAUCUAGAAGAAAGUAAAGUGUUGUGGGGAAAAAUACAAAAAAAAGUAGAACACAGCAGAUUUAUUUUUGCAAUGAAUUCUAGCUAGAUUUAUAUAUACUAUUUAUUCUGUAUAAUUUUGUAUUUUUUUUUCAACUCACAAGAAAAGAAAAAGCUUAUUCCUAGCUGCCUUUCAGGAAAAUUAAGGAACUGGUCUCUAUCAGUGAAAAUGAAAUAAAUAAUUUUUUUAAUGUUUUUUUUCUUAAAAGUCACUUUUUAAAGAAUAAGGCAGCAAUUUCUGCAUGCACAAGUUUAGAAUUGUUCAGAAAUUGUCAGAAGACAAUGCUUCUCAUUGUUGUCAUGUAGACAGGAUCAUCUUGUCUGGAGUGCAGUAAGGUCAUUCAGUUUCUGUGCAUGACUGACACAGUGCCAAAACACAAGUUCUGACCUUCAUAUAUUUUCCUCUGAGCAAAUCUUCUGUAAACUGACUAUGCAUGAAGAACUUCCAUUUUGCUAAUUACUGUUUGUUGAGCUGAGGAUCAGCUGAAUUGCUAUAUGUCUACAUAUGAAUGCCAGACUUUACAUUGAAGUUUUGAUAAACUCAAAGUAAAGAGAUAUAUUCUUUAUCUUUUUAGUUUAUCUUACUGCUGAUGUAUUACCUCUAGGUAUAUGCAAGUGAGUUCUUCAUUUUAUUUGCACAUAGGUUUCUGACAUGUUUUUUUCCUAUGUUACAUACACAAGUCAGAUUCUCAGUUCUUUUGAAUUUGCAUAGAGAUAAUGAUUUUGAUGGUGCUAGUCUAUUUUCUGUAACCUGAGAAUCUGACCACUUGUCUCUGUUAACAAAUCAGUUUCCUUAUUAACUGAGUUUUUGAGAAGUCAUCACUUUACUAUUGAAACUAACUCCUUGGUUUCCAAGAAUCAAAAUGCUAUUUGUUAGAAAAUAAUAUUCUUUCUUCUUUCUAUAAAUGAGAAUAAUUUAGUUUAGAAUACCUCUGUAUUUAUGAGCAUUAGGAAGAGUAAAUCUGGUUACAAUUUAUAUGUUUUCUUGCUAUCUUUGUUCUAGACAAGUAAAGGUAAUGCUGAGUACUACUUGUGGAGGUAAGAAUAAGACAAAGUUGGAAAAUGCAACUAUAUUAAAUUUACAUUAACUUAAGUACCUAGUGUUAUUUUAGCUGUCCUUGAACUUUUAAGACAUGUGAAUGGAUUUCAUGGACCUGUCACAGAUUCUAUGGAAAGCCAAACCUUGAUCUUGAGGAGAGACCAGAGUUCAAUUGGGAUUGCAUAGAGCAUUAAAAUGACACUAGUUUUCUACUUUUAGCAAUUAAAUUCCACUCAGAAAAUAAUCUAUUAAGACCAAUAAAAAACUGAAUUCAGUCAAUGGGAAUGGCACUAAGAACUGACUGAAUUUUGAAUCUGUCCCACAAAUGUUGUUAUUUUCUGAAUUCUCAGUGAUUUAAAAUUUGUGCAGAGAGAAAAAUAACAAAUAUUUAUAUGGUACAUUAUAAACUUUAGUAUUUUGGUGUCUUUCAUUUCAGUAGUCUUUUCAAUUAGAAAAAAAAAAUGGGUGUAAAAUUAAUACUCUCUAAUUGUCAGGACACAUGGAAAUGAUGAUUCAGGCCCUCAGGCUUUGAUUUAAGAGAAAUAGUUUCAGACUAAAGACAAUUGCCACAUGCACAGAUGUCACUUUGCUUAGCUGUUAACAGAGAAUUGGCACAAUGUUGAGGACAACUAUGUGACAAAACCUUCUUCUUCUUUGCCAUCUCAAGGCAUCAGAAAAAAAGAAUGAGCUAAAUUCAUGUCAGAGCAACUCAGAUACAAACCUGUAUUAGAGCAUCACUCAGAACAAAUAAAUAGAGCUUUAGCUUUUAGCUUUCCCUCAGACGGGAGAUCCACACCAUUCAUUAUGUCAGGGUGACUGUACUCUGUGGUAGUCUGCAAAACUGCAAGAAGUUUUGCAGUAUCCAGGAAUCACAAAAAUAUGUCACAUGUCAUCCAUUUUCCUACUGUCUGUUCCUGCUGGACUGUCAUGUAUUAAAUGUUUGUAUAAUGAGGUGAGAACAGGUCCGUCUAUUGUUUUUACUCAUGGUAACAUUCUUAGACUGUUCUUUUCCAGCUAUGAGGAAAAUGUAUAUUGCUAUAACAAAAAGGGAUAAGAAUUUGGCUUUGUAUGAUUAUUCUUCAGCUGAGGAAUAUCAAUAUUCAUUAACACAAAAUCAUAACAUAAGGCACUUAUUAUAUUUGAAAGAGAAAAGCAUGAAAUAUCUAUUUGUAAAGGUUCCUUGGAAUGUGUUCAUUAUACCAAUUAGAAAUAUUACCUAACAUUGUAACUGUUUAACUGUUGUUUCUGGAAACUUGGAAGGAGUAUUCAGAUUAUUAUUAUUUUUUGUUGUUGUUGUUAAAGCCAUGUUCUUAUAUUUUUUUUUCCAAUGAUAGAUACAGUAAAGUGGUUUCAUACCUUUCACUUAGCUAGAAUAAUAGAGUCUGGAAGAAACGCUGGAAGCUUGACAGUCUGCAGCAAAGUGAAUUCAUUUUUCUCCUGUCAGCAUGAUAGUUUAAUUGUGUGCAAGAAUAGUGCUUUAUCAAGCACACUAGUGUACUUGGCAGAUAUGUUAUUGUUGUUAGGGUACUUCAAGAUAACCAACAAUACUAUUUUCCUUCUCACAUUCGAGUGAAGAAAAUACACAAUAACAAUACGGAUCCAAUCCCUAAAUAAUAAUUAAACAUACAAAAACACUUAUUUGCACUUACUUCUUUUAACUUGGCUUUAUCUAUUUAACCUCAUAGAAGUCAAAUGCAUUUCCUUUUAUUUCUGCUACAUGUUUUUUCUCUCAUAGGCUUUUAGUAUUGAUACUGAAUAUAUUGCCUACAGUAAUGCCUUUUCAAGCUUCUGAACAGAAAAAAACCAACACUCCCACAAAAACUCUAUCAAAAACUGAAUUUGCAUGUAAAGUAGGGUAUUUGCCUAUUCAGUAUUUUUACAUAUUCUUCUCCAUUAGAAUGGCAUGUAUUCUGUAACCAAAUUCUAAAAUGAAAAUGAGUCCAUACUUCUAGUCUGUGAUGUGUCAAAGCUACAAGAUUUGAAUGUGAGCUUUCUUCACCUGCCAUUAUUGUUUCACUAUUUGGAACCUGAGGAUCAGGUUCUAUCCUCUCUCUUCAUGACAAGGAAGUUCCCAGUAUAACCCCUAAUCGCAGCUCUUAUACAAUGUACUAUUGUUUACAUACACAGAGAUUGCUAGUUGCAUAGUAUUCUAAACUGAAAAGUUAUGUAUGACUGAAAGGGCAAUCUAUCUUAUCAAGAUCCUGGUAUGUGAGUAAAAAAAAGUAAAUUUACUGAAAUAAAAAUAUAAUUUCAGAGGGUUUAGACUUAGAGGCAAGUGAAAAAAGGAGACUGAGUCUCGAAAUCAUCAUCAUAAGGGAUUCCAUAUCAUUAUUCUGAGGAUGCAGUUUUCUAGGGCAAUGUAGUUUAUCAGCCACACCAGAGCAAUCUGUAAGUUUCAUGUAGAUGCACUGAAAUCUUUAAGAGCACUUGUCCUAAUUCAAAAGAUCAGCUGAUACCUGUGCUGAAGACGGCAUACUUCUGUUCUCUUGUACUGCCUCAGUACAGAAUACCUUCAUUUCCAUCAUGGACAAAUCCUGCUCAGAUAGCUCUCUGGCAGUAAAAUUGAAACCUGCACCUUGGGGAGGUUUUGAAUGUGUUCACUGCCUUCAAUGUUCAGUUCCUCUGGCACUUGAUGUUAGGUGCAUCGUACUGGAUUUGGGACAGGGAAGACUGAUCUAUUAUAGAGCUUAAUUGAUAAUUCAAAAGAUUUGUCCCUUUUUGAUUUUCCAAAGUUUAUGAUAUUCUUGAACUUGUUCCAAGUAUUGGUAUCAAAUCCUUUUUUUAACUUGAAAUAUAAAUGAGCUGUAGCUGGAGUCAGUAUGAGGAGCUUACUUGCCAAACUGAAAAGAUAUAGCAUGACAUUUUCUUUCCUGCACAUCUCCUAGCAGUCAGCUUUGGCCUUUUGACACAAUAGAACAAAUUCUUAAAAGCAGUGGUCUAAUGGGAAGCAGCUAACCUCAAGAAAAAAGUAAAACACCAGAUGCUGUUCAGCUCUAUGAGAGCAAGAUGUGAUGAAGAUUUUUUGUUUUUCAAUCAACUUCAACAAGAUGGAGUGCAUAUGUUCCUCAUAUUACUACUACAAGGACUUCUAUUACUUUUAGUUCAUGCUAUGGAAUGAUGGCAUAGAGAAAAGAAGAAGCAACUUAAUUUUAUAUAUCAAAGAGUAGUGUUACUAUUAUAAUUUUACCUGUUUACUUCUCAUUUUGAGACAAAUUAUUUUAGGAAAUAUGACUUUAAAAAAUCUCACCAUUGUAAUUAAUUACCUACAAAACUACAGAUGAGUACAUAAUUAACUGUUCAAACAGAGAGAAAUCUGGAAUAAUUUAUAUAUGCAGAAAUCUGUCCUAGGGAAUAUUAGCAUAAGCUUGUUUUUUUUUUAAAUUAACUAUAACAUUUAUGUUGUUAGCUCAUAAAACUAUUAUUUUUAGUCUAAAAUAAAGAGCCAUAUGAGCAGUUUUGCAUGUUUUAAUAAAAAAACAAUAUAACACUUUCAUAAUUCUGCAUAUUUGGGUUAAGUACAUAUUAGAAAUUUCAUACUAAGACAUAUUGAAAAGAACAGUACUGUGAAAUAUAAUCUAAAAUAUCUCUCCUCUUUCUCUGUGUACAAGAAAUGCAGUGUGCUGUGCAAAAAAUGUAUAUUUUCCGGGUAAGAAGAAGAAACAGAUAAAUUAUUUUUUAUCUUUGUUAUACUUACUUUUGGAGAAGUGGAAUAUUUUGAAUUACUGUCCCUAUGGUGCAGUCUGAUUAUUUAGUUCAUAUGAGCUUGCAAAUAUUUAAGAAGAUCAGACUUAGAACAAUGAAAUGCAUGUAUUUAUUAACACAAAGACUUAACUAGUAGUCUAUGUAAACGUGUUCUUUUGUAAAUAGAAGGUAUUUGCACUUUUAAAAAGAUAUUGUGUGUCAAAUAUCCUUUGAAUAUAUCUUCAAAAUGGGAUCCCAAAGAUCCUCUUACAUCUUUAAAUAACACGUUAAAUGUGAGACUUGGGCUGUUAGUGCUGAGCUAGUUCAUGGUCAUCCAGACAGUCUGGAUGUUUAGAUGUUUGAAUGUCAUUGAAAAACUUCAAAGAAAACAUGCUGAAGAGGAACAGUAACAAUUAAAUAUUUAGAUGGCUCUUUUCAUAAUGCCCAAGGUGUUCAAUGUUCCAUGGAAUUAAAUCAUGAUUUAGGGAUGAAUAUAAAAUAUUAAUAAAUCAGAAAUGCAGCAUUUAGAUGCCACUGUUCACAAAUGGUAAAUGAUUCCAUGAGAUAUCAUGGAAUGAAGAUUAAAAUAGACUUUAACUGUCUUGUGUUAUGAAAGUGUCUUUAAGUAACUUAUAACCACAGGAAAAAAUGAUGAACAGGAGGGGAUUGUUGUGUAUUGACCACUCAUGCAUACAGAUUUUCUGAAGGCAAAUGCUGGGGAGGACAGCUAACUGCUGCCAUACAUGAUAUUAUGAAGGCUGAAUCAUGUUCAAUAGAUUCUUAGAUAAUUACGUGUUAUAGGUUUAAAACUGUCACUGCUCUAAACUCUGAAGUGUCAUCUGAAGUCAACAGGACUUCUUGCAGGCUCAGAUUCCAUGAAAAUUUUUAUUCAUAAAAACCUCUACAGAAUAAACAGAAGCUUUAUUAUUUUCCUACAUAAAGACAGUCCUGCAAAAAAUAUUGUUCCUUCUGAACUUUGUUUCCUGUCUUGAUCUAAAAGCCAUUAAAGCUAAGUAAAGAUUUAUUUCGGAUCUUGAUUUUGCAUAAUUUUAUUAGAAGUCUAUGGUUUUGUCUGCAAUUAUGUAUAUAUAUAAAAAGUGCAAAAACUUAGGUGUGUUGCUGCACCAAGUUUUUGACCAUCCAUAAUGAAUUAUGAGUAGAUAAGAUCAGCUAUGGUUCCCUAGGGCCAAAUCAUAUAUUAAUUUCAUGAAAGAGAUUCUGAAGAUUCCCAUGACACUAUCUCUUGAAAAGGUAGAAGCUAUAUACCAAAGUUCUUCUUUUUUUUUUUUUUUUUAAUGCAAAUUCCUAAGAAUUAUGAUAGUUUAAUAUUAUAUUAAUCUUAUAAUUUAAACCUCUGAAAGGUAGUACAAACCUGAAUACAUCUCUAACAAAAGCACUUAGCCGGAAGAGGAAAUGCGAGAUUCAAAAUCAGACUUUAAAGAGAAAUAUGUGAUAGACUAUUCAGAGAACAAAGUAUCAGUACUUGAAAUAAUUUAAUCUUAUUCCUUAAAGAUUUUUAAAUCUUUUUUCGUAUUUUUCUUUUUUUUUCUUUCUCUGAUGCUUGGGUUAAAACAAUGCCCAUAUGUUUUUCUGUCCUUCCUUGGAACUUCCUCAUAGAAUUGAGACCAAAGAUUCACCGCAGUAUUAACUAUGUAUACCUGUGCAUUAGAUCAACUAUGUUCCUUAGCUUGUUUAAGUAUUUCUUGCUUGAAAAAAAAAACUUUUUUUUUUAAUAUAUUAUAAAUUUUGUCUUGAUCAUGUUGUCAUGACUUUAUGCACCAGGUGAUGAUGCAGUCUCUAUUCUGGAUUUUCCAAAACAGAAGAGAUGGCUAAUGUUCUAAUAAAUUUGCUAUCUUAUAUUUCUUUUA